GCACACAUUCAGUACGCACCAUCAUUGUGAAUUGAUGUAGCCAAAAUAUAUAAUACUGCUGCUAUUAGACCCCGUAUAAUAUUAUUACUUCGAUCAAACUGAGAAACAUAUCGUUUUUAAUGGACAUAAGCAGUUUGAUUCUCAUAAAAAUCUAAUCAUGGCUGAAGCAUUAAAGACUGUCAUCUCCCAGAGUACAGAGUGUCCAGUGUGUCUUUCUACAUUCACCGAUCCCAAGAUCCUGUCUUGUUCUCACACUUUCUGCAAGACUUGCCUGGACAACCUAUUAGAGUGUCACGGUAAAUCCCAGAUCCGAUGCCCUGUCUGCAGAGCUGUCACACAGGUCCCAAACCAAGAUGUCGGCAAACUACAGGUAAAUAUUGCUUUGAAAAGUCUGAUAGAUGACAUGAAGGGCCAACCUCAGAUUUGCACAAAUUGUCAAUCCAAUGACAAGCCCCAUGCUGAUGUCUACUGCCAAGACUGUGGCAGGUAUCUCUGCACAUCUUGUCUUAAUAAGCACUCUCAGUGGGAAGGCUUCAUCGGCCAUGACGUCAUUGCCAUGAGUGAGAUCUCAUCAGGCAAGGUGUCUGUACGUAGAUACCGCAAAUGUAGGAAACAUCCGAAAGAAGAUGAGGGUUGCUUCUGUUCCAGCUGCAGGAGAUUCACAUGCUCCAGGUGUGUUGUUAUGGAACAUACGGGAGAAGGACACAAGGUCAUCAAGGGAGCAGCUUAUGAGGACAAACACAUGAAGGGUAUCAAAGAACUUAAAUCAAAGGUGAACAAGAAACGAUCAUGUUUUCAGAAGUACAUUGAUUUUAUGGAUGAAGAGAUGAAGAGUGUUGACAAUCCUGGAAAACCAUGCACAAGUGACAUCAACGAAGCAUAUGAUGUUGCAGUCCGGCAGUUGUCAGAGAAGAGAGAAAGCCUACGAAGAGAAGUCAAGGAAACGACUGAAGGAGUAGAGAAAGAACUGGAAAGCAUGAAGACCACGGCUAAGAAGCACAUCAAUCAGUUGACGACCAUUGCUGACAUGGUAACCAACAGAACGAAGAUACCGUUAGAUAUGGAUACUCUGGCUGUACACGACACUCUGUGUGAAGAGUUACGAGAGGUGUUGGAUCACGAUGAUCCUGAAUACGAGCAGCCGAGAAAAACAAGCAAGAAGGGGAGAAGGGUAUUUAAGAGAAACAUUGGAAAUAAUGAGCUAGGCCUUGGCAAGAUUGUUAAUGUAGUUGGAAAAGAUGAGCUAGUCCUUGGUAAGAUUAUUCACGUAUUGAAAAUAAUGAUAGUUAGUUUUUGUAUAGCUCAUAUCGCUCUACGGUAUAAUAUUGCAGUUGGCCUUCGUAAUAUUUUUAACGUAAACCGAGUUGAAAAGAACAUCUUUUUGCUUACUUAUCAUGCUUAUAAUAUUGCUAAUGUAAAGAACGUUGCUUUGCCAGCUAAAAGUAGCAUGUAUGCCAUGGUUAGUACACCAGACGGUAGGAUGGCGGUAGGAUAUUAUACAGGUGGCAUCUCCAUCUUCUCUGCUGAUGGUAAGCUUCAGCAGACAGUUCUGAAGGAUGUUAACAUUUUGGGGGUAGGGUUCCUUUCUGAUUGUCGAUGUGUUGUGAUUGAUAAUAAAAAAAAAAUCAGAUUGUUCACACCGGAGUACACGAAAUUGAAUGUAAUGUUUAAGACUCUAAGUCAAGUUGGGAUUCCUCGGCUCACUGUUGAUGGUGAUGAUCAGAUCUAUGUGAGCUACUGGAAUGCCAUGAAGAUCUUGGAAUUUUCAUCAGCAGGUGGGCAAGCAAUCAGGAAGAUACCAUGCAACGGGUAUGUACCACUUCAAAUCACUAGUUACCAUGGUUCUCUGAUCACUAGAUCAGUUGAUACUAUCAGAUUGAUAGACAAACAGGGUGCUGUGCAACAUGAAUUAAAUAAACCUGGUGGCGACCUUUAUGCUGCUGUAUCUCAAUGGGAUACAAUCCUGAUAGCCAAGGUGGAGGAGGAUGAAGGUUUGGUGAGCAUUGACGAGUAUACAUAUGAAUUAAGGCACAUCCGAAACCUUGUUACUGAUUACAAGAUUGAGAAGUCGGGGAUAUAUUGGUGUUUCCUCCAGCAGUACCGAUCAGGGGAGAUCGCCUUCUGCACUCGGGAUAACCUCUAUAUAUUCCGCUGAAAAUAAUGGAUGAUAUCAACAUUGAUAUAAUAUCACAAUAUCACAGAAGGGGGGGGGGGCGAUCCCCACUGAGUAUCCAUUUUCUGCUAAAGUAAGCUGCUAUAAUAUAGAAAUACAUGAGAUAGUUGAUGGAUCAUUUCUCUCUCGUUUCUCACCCAUACAAAAGCAUUUCGCUGCUUACAACUUUUUAUUUUCAACUUUGCAUGUAUCAAGCAUCAGCUUUAUCAGGUUUAUCCUGUGUGGGGAAAUUCUCGUACUUGAAUAUCAAAGACAAUGUUGUUAAAUAUUUCAUGAGAAAUCAAAUGAUUCUGUAUCCAUAUACAUGUGUAUGAUAUUUGACUGGAAAUGAUUAUGUUGGUAGUAAUAUAUUAACCAUAUUAACCAUUUAUGUGCGUAUAUUUGUAUUCUUAUGCAUAAAUUGGAAUAUAUCGUUAUUCUAUGCUAUUAUUCUAUCUAGACAUGAUUAUAAUGUGUAAAUAUAUAAAUAUUACCUUCGUGGAAAUGUUCUGAUCUACACUCUUCAAUAUUCUUCGAAGUACUUCAAUUUCAAAAUGAAAUUAUAUUAAAUAACUUGAUUGUGAAACACC
Molecule: messenger RNA, 2742 nt
Organism: Lytechinus pictus (painted urchin)
Lineage: Eukaryota; Metazoa; Echinodermata; Echinoidea; Temnopleuroida; Toxopneustidae
Exons: 2
Coding region: 158-2155 (665 amino acids)
Biological process (GO): protein monoubiquitination
Molecular function (GO): zinc ion binding; ubiquitin protein ligase activity
Source: RefSeq, a predicted model, not a curated record